AUGAGCGACAAAACAUCGUCGAAGAAGUCAACGUCGAAAGUGGACGACGAUCGGAUGAUUGUUGUGGAAACUCAAAUGAGCGUGAAGGAGAGAAGAAAGAAAGUGAAGAAGUUCACUAAACUUAUCGCUAGCAGCGUCAAAGUGGAGGACGAGACAAAGUUGCAACUCGGGGAGUUGACAACAAAAUGCAGCGAACAGGAGGCGGAUGCGAUUCUGGAGCCGAUGAGAAUUUUCCACAGAGAGUUGUUGGAAAAGUUCGAAGAAAUCGGAGGAGAUGAAUGA
Molecule: messenger RNA, 282 nt
Organism: Caenorhabditis remanei
Lineage: Eukaryota; Metazoa; Nematoda; Chromadorea; Rhabditida; Rhabditidae
Exons: 1
Coding region: 1-282 (93 amino acids)
Source: RefSeq, a predicted model, not a curated record